GUAGUUUUUCGAAAUGUAAAAAACGAAAGUGUAAAAUUUCGUCUUUUUCUGUAAAAAAUCCUCCAUAAAACCAAGAUGUGGCAGCUGAUUUCGUCUUCAGAUAGUGGUGAAAGUUACCCGUUGUUUGUUGAUGUGGAGAAUGUGAUUGGGAGGAAGGACUGUUCGAUAGUUCUGAAGAAUGAUCCUGCGAUCAGUCGCAAACAUGCAGUCAUCACAGUUACCCAUCCAGACAACCAUGUUUCACAUUCCCAUGUACUUCCAACUGUGAAAUUGAAGGACACUUCAAGAUACGGAUGCUUCGUUAAUCAUAAAAAAGUUUCAGAGGAAUGUCUCCUCAGCUCUGGUGAUUCGAUUAAAUUUGGCUCAGACAAAAGCAAAUUCAGCUUAAAAUAUGAGCCGUUCAUUGUGACAACAUCGUGCCUAACUCCAGCCCUAAAGAAGUCGGUGAAGAGCGUCCUCCACCAGCUGGGUGGGCACGUGGUACAGGAAUGGACGAAAGACUGCAGUAUGGUCGUCAUGAGUAACCUAAGCGUCACAAUAAAGGUAAUGUGUGCUCUGAUAUCCUGUGCCAAUGUUGUGACGCCAGAAUACCUCGCAAGGUACCUUGAAGCAACCAAGAACGGAGAAGCAAAGCCAGACCCAUCAGAUUUCUUGCCUCCACUGGCCGAGUCGCAGAUCACCCAAGAUGAAGUAUCAUUCAGUGCUGAUCCAAGCCGUCAAAAUCUCUUCCAGGGGAAGAUGUUUAUCUUUCUAACAUCAAAGCAGUUCAAGAAGCUCAACCUUUCCAUUGAGCUCGGCGGAGGUGUGCCAUUCCUCAUGGAGGAGGGGACGGAUGAUAAUGACGACAGUGUCCUGAUCGCACCUGGUACAUGUGUCAUGGAGUGUAGUCCAUCAGAGAACUCCCAGCAACUCUCACAAAAUGCGCAGGAGUGGAUCUCACAUGUGUUGGACUACCUGCAAAAGAACAAAAAGAGACCAAUUCCCGAGGCUGAGUUGGGUUUUGCGGCACUUUACAGCUCCACUGAAAAGUACUGCAACCCCGAUUGUGUUAUUGGUGGUCCACAUCUUGGUGCUAUUCCUGGGCAGACCCUAUCACAACAGGUGGACCCAGAUAUCUCACAGUCUAUGGCAUACAGAUCCCAGCAGUCUCAAGAUAUUGAUAGCAAACACCAAGCUAGACCGAGCAGGGACGUCAAACCAUCUGCGAGUGUCAAACCGGAGUUGAUCCGGGUGAAGGAGGAACCCGUUAGCCAAAUAUUUGCAGCUGAAGAGUCUAUUCAUGAGAGGGAAAUAGCAACAGCCAGCAAGAGAAAAAGGGGGCGUGAUGAUGAAGAAGAGGCACAAGAGCCAAACAGGAAGCAGGUCAAAGUUGAACGAAGAUCGAGAAGCAAAUCCACAUCCCCUGGGCCGACAACCAAGAGAGAAUUGAGAAGUACGAGCCCAGCAAAGAGGAAUAUCGAUGACAAUGACAACAAAAUAGAUUUUGAUAGUGUACCUCCGAGGCGUGGUCGAAAGGAAAGUCAGCGGAAACGAUCACCUGGUCCAACUAAUGCCCUUGGGGAUAAUGAGGCGAAUGAGUUCUCUGCUUUUACUGGCCAAGAGAGAAACUCCAGACAAAGGUCACCAGUUUUUGAAGCUGCUGGUGAGUUUGGUGUUUCCCAAAGACUAGGGGGUCAGACAAAAGGUGAAGGAUCACCUGAACCAGAACACGGUGAUAAUGAGUUUGAUAGUGUUCCUGCUAGGAGUCGACCUGGAAGGAAUGCAAGGAAGAAAUCACCUGCUCCUGUUGAUAUGGACAAAGGGAAUGAGUUUGACAGUGUUCCUGCAAGAAGUGGACAAGGGCGAAAUUUGCGGAAAAGAUCUCCCACUCCUGUUGGUAAUGAUGAAACAAGUGAGCUUGAUAGUGUUCCAGCGAGAACUGGAGUCCAGCGUGGUCGCAAGAGAGACAAGUUGCCCACAGCUGGUGAUCUUUUUAGUGGGGCUAAAACUAGUGAUGUUGUCCUUGCAUCUGAUAGUGACGAUGGGACGGGUAUGGCAUUUGAUUCUGUUCCACCAAGAAAGGCCAGGCAGCAGAAGAGGAAGACACCUUCUAGGUCACCUUCUCCUGGGGAAGGUCAUAAUGUUAGUGACUUUGAUCAGCUUCCAGCACGUAAAGGUGGACGCUCUAAACAUCCCGUGACUGAAAAACCUGAUGGAAAUGGGGUAGAUCAAAAUCGAGAAAAAAGUUUUAAAAGAGAAGUUACUAAUGCUGCCUAUAUUUCUGAAACUGUUACUGAAGACACAGACUUUGAUGAUCUGAAACAUGUUGCUGCAGAUUUUGAUUUGGGAAAGGGACCUGGCGUCGCGGUCAUUGCAGAGUCGGAUAAUAUAGAUGCUGCUCCACCACGAAAAUCUCAUGCAAGUGUGAAACAGGAGCCUGCUGUGAGUCCCCCAGCACCUGUCCCUGAAGGUGGAGUUAGGAUGAAACAGGACAUCAAGCCUUCAACAAGUAGAAAGGUGUCCCCACGGAGAUCAAAUCUAAAUACUGCACCAGAGGAAGGGUUUUUGACGACAACUAGACCGAAUGAGAACUUCAUCAAAACUGAAGAAAACCAGUUCGAUCCAGAUGUUCCAGCUGCCUGUGCCAAGAUUAACUACACAUCAUUGGUCGUACGCAGACAGAAACCAACCAAAUCUGGGUCAACUAUGCCCCCAGCUUGGAAGGGAAUGCCGGUGAAGAACUUCAAAAGAUUCAAAAAGGUGCUGCAUAAAGGUAGCGAUGACCUACCCAGGGUUAUUGGUGGCCGCGACCUUGUCCCGCAUGCUAGCUUAGCCAAGCGACAAGUGAUGGAGAAGUUUGCGGCGGACCUUCAGAUGACCCAGCAUGAAGAAGAGGAGGAUGACUGUCAAGACUUGUUUAAUGCCGUCAGUGUUCCUGAGAGGCGUGGACGAGGGAGGAAGAGGUAGUGGUCAUAGUCGAUUGUCUCUACUGCCAGUCAUUAGAUGGACCAAUCUUCUGGAGAAGAAUCCUCAACAUCAAUCAUGCCUUCUGUACUUGUGUUCGUUUGAUACAUCCUGGACUCUUAUCCAUUCGGAAACCAUUCACCUUACCAAAAACUUCAAAGCUUUUUCCUCUGAUUUAGUUAAUCGCCUGUUAAUGUAUAAUGGUGAUUGAAAUAUCUUUGUGGAUAAAGGAGUCUUAGAUUUGAGUAUGUUACGCCCGGGUAGGUAGUUGCCAAUGAUUGAUGCUCCUAUCAACGUGAACCAAUCAAGUGAUUGUAUUUUGUACAUGUUUGUCAGGCUUGUAAUA
Molecule: messenger RNA, 3289 nt
Organism: Lineus longissimus
Lineage: Eukaryota; Metazoa; Nemertea; Pilidiophora; Heteronemertea; Lineidae
Product: nibrin-like
Exons: 14
Coding region: 76-2946 (956 amino acids)
Biological process (GO): double-strand break repair via homologous recombination; mitotic G2 DNA damage checkpoint signaling
Cellular component (GO): Mre11 complex
Molecular function (GO): protein binding; damaged DNA binding
Source: RefSeq, a predicted model, not a curated record